AUCCUACAAUCUGCCUUCCCAACCUAUCUCUUUCAAACUUUUCCUCCUCCUCAUUUUCCUCACAAUAAUGGCAGCCAUGCCCAAUUUCCUCAACCGUCUCAUCCGGCCCUUCACAUCCUCCUCCUCGCUCUCUGUCACCCCCGCCGCAUCACAAGUAUCCGUUCCUGAAACCGCGCAAAAAUGUACCAUUGCCGCAGGUUGUUUCUGGGGCGUCGAACACAUGUAUCGCAAAGAAUUUAGCGGAAAAGGCUUGUACGACGCGCGCGUUGGAUAUAUCGGAGGCGAUACCGAGAAUCCUAGUUACAGAGCCGUGUGUUCCGGUUCUACUGGACACGCAGAAGCCCUUCAAAUCCACUACGAUCCUGCACAAAUCACUUACCGCCAGUUAAUAACCUAUUUCUACCGCAUGCACGAUCCCACAACUUCAAAUCAACAAGGUCCAGACAGGGGCUCUCAAUAUCGAUCUGGAAUCUUCUACCACAAUGAAGAACAAGAGAAAGAAGCGCGGGAAAUUACUAAGCAAGUUAAUGAGAAAUGGUGGAAGGGAGGUGUGGUCACAGAAAUUCUGAAGGCGGGAGAGUGGUGGGAUGCGGAGGCGUAUCAUCAGAAGUAUCUGGAUAAUAAUCCAGGUGGCUAUGAAUGUCCAAGUCAUUUUGCGAGGAAGUUCCCGCCGUUGGAGGACUAGUUUGUGAUGGAGGGAAGCGGAGGGGAUUCAACAUGAUAGAUGGUGGAAAGAUUGAUUGUUUGCGAGAGGAAUGCGAAUUGAGUGUAUUAUACUGAAAGAUUUUAAUUUUGCAACACAUACAUACUACUUCGUCAUCGCAG
Messenger RNA from Botrytis fragariae, 825 nucleotides. RefSeq names its product putative peptide methionine sulfoxide reductase protein. Gene Ontology annotation, molecular function: peptide-methionine (S)-S-oxide reductase activity. Lineage: Eukaryota; Fungi; Ascomycota; Leotiomycetes; Helotiales; Sclerotiniaceae. The coding region runs from base 68 to 685 and encodes 205 amino acids. The transcript has 2 exons. The record is from RefSeq and is a predicted model, not a curated record.